Lingula anatina is the source of this 3611-nucleotide messenger RNA. Its product is annotated as intraflagellar transport protein 122 homolog. Gene Ontology annotation, biological process: intraciliary retrograde transport; non-motile cilium assembly; protein localization to cilium. Lineage: Eukaryota; Metazoa; Brachiopoda; Lingulata; Lingulida; Lingulidae. Gene Ontology annotation, molecular function: protein binding. Gene Ontology annotation, cellular component: intraciliary transport particle A; non-motile cilium. The record is from RefSeq and is a predicted model, not a curated record.
UAAAGUAGUAGGAAUCGCUGUAAAAUUAUACUUGGUCUUUAAAUUUUUUAUCCACAUCUCGUCAAAUCUCGUAUCCAAGUGAAGAUACCAUCCGCUCCAGAUUCCAAUGUAGAGAAGCCAACCGGUUGUAAACAUUUCAAAAUGCGAGCUGUUCCAACUUGGGUGGACAAGGUUCAUGACAGGGAUAAAGUAGAACAAUGUAUAUGGGACCUUUGCUUCAAACCUGAUGGGAGUCAGAUCAUCGUAGCAGCUGGCAAUCGUGUCCUUGUGUACGACACCAACGAUGGCACCCUCAUUCAACCCCUGAAAGGCCACAAAGACACAGUCUACUGUGUGGCUUAUGCCAAGGAUGGGAAGAGAUUUGCAUCGGGCUCAGCAGACAAGAGCGUCAUCAUCUGGACUAAUAAGUUAGAAGGGAUUCUAAAAUACCAACACAAUGAUGCUAUCCAGUGUUUGGCCUACAAUCCCCUGACACACCAGUUAGCCAGCUGCGCACAAACAGACUUUGGGCUCUGGUCACCAGAGCAGAAGUCUGUGUCCAAACACAAGGUGGGCAGUCGGAUCACCUGCUGUGGCUGGACCAAUGAUGGACAGUACUUUGCCAUUGGGAUGUACAACGGAGUUAUAAGUAUUAGAAAUAAGACUGGAGAAGACAAGGUGAAGAUAGAGCGUCCAGGUGCCGCCAUGUCCCCUGUUUGGUCUCUUGAGUGGAACCCUUCCAAAGAUGAGGCAUUUGACAUCCUGACUGUAGCAGAUUGGGGCGGUCAACUUUCAUUCUAUCAACUCUCUGGAAAACAGAUUGGUAAGGAUCGCCACCUGGAGUACGACCCCUGCUGCGUCAGCUGGUUCUCUAAAGGGGAGUACGUGGUGAUUGGGGGCUCCAACAAACAGGUGUCCCUUCACACUAAGGAAGGGGUCAAACUGGGCACCAUUGGAGAGCAGAACUCCUGGGUCUGGUGUUGUAGGGUGCGACCAGACUCCAAUUAUGUGGCCAUAGGGUGUCAGGAUGGUACGAUAGCGUACUACCAGCUAAUCUUCAGCACCGUCCAUGGACUGUACAAAGACAGGUAUGCUUACAGGGACAACAUGACUGAUGUCAUCAUACAGCAUCUUAUCACAGACCAGAAAGUUCGCAUCAAGUGUAGAGACUUGGUGAAGAAAAUAGCCAUCUACAGACAUAGACUUGCAGUGCAACUCCCAGACAAGAUCGUGGUCUAUGAGCUGUACUCGGAUGACUCUGCUGACAUGCACUACAGGAUAAAGGAGAAAAUCAACAAGAAGUUUGACUGCAAUCUCCUGGUGGUCUGCUCUCAGCACAUCAUUCUGUGUCAGGAGAAAAGACUCCAGUGCUUGAACUUCAAAGGAAUAAAGGAGCGGGAGUGGAUCAUGGAGUCGCUAAUUCGUUACAUCAAGGUGAUAGGGGGGCCACCUGGUAGAGAGGGCUUACUAGUAGGACUGAAGAAUGGACAGAUUAUGAAGAUAUUUGUGGACAAUCCAUUCCCCAUAGUUCUGCUGAAGCAGGCCACCUCUGUGCGCUGUCUGGACAUGAGUGCGAGCCGCACCAAGCUGGCUGUGGUGGACGAACACAGCACCUGUCUGGUGUACGAUGUCAACACCAAGGAACUGCUGUUUCAGGAGCCCAAUGCCAACAGUGUUGCCUGGAACACGCAGAACGAAGACAUGCUAUGUUUCAGUGGCUCCGGCCUGCUGAACAUCAAGGCCAGCAACUUCCCCAUACAUCAGCAGAAACUACAGUUCCCUCUGGGUUUUGUCGUGGGUUUCAGUGGGUCCAAAAUCUUCUGCCUCCACGUGUAUGCCAUGUCAUCAGUGGAGGUACCCCAGUCAGCACCCAUGUACCAAUAUCUGGAGAAGAAACUCUUCAAGCAGGCGUACGAUGUGGCCUGCCUGGGUGUCACAGACCAGGACUGGGCGGCUCUGGCCCACGAGGCAAUGGAGGGGUUGGAUUUUGAUACAGCCAAGAAAGCCUUCAUCCGAGUCAGGGAGUUGAGAUAUCUAGAGCUGCUUCACAGCAUUGAGGAGAGGCGCCGGCGUGGGGAGACUGACAACCACCUGUUCCUUGCUGACUUCUACGCUUACCAAGGCAAAUUUGGAGAGGCCGCCAAACUGUAUAAGAGAGCAGGGCAGGAGGGCAAGGCCAUGAACAUGUAUACUGAUAUGAGGAUGUUUGAGUAUGCCAAGGAGUUUGUAGGCUCGGGAGACCCUGCAGACAGGAAGAUGUUGAUCACGAAGCAGGCGGAUUGGGCCAAGAACAUCAACGAACCCAAGGCUGCUGCCGAGAUGUACAUCUCUGCUGGCGAGUACCUCAAAGCCAUCGAUAUCAUUGGAGACAACGGAUGGGCAGACAUGAUGAUAGACGUAGCCAGGAAGCUGGACAAGGCUGACCGCCAGGCUCUGCUCCUUUGUGCUGACUAUCUGAAGAAGAUGGAGCAGUAUGCCUACGCUGCGGAGUGUUACCACAAGAUGGGAGACUCCAAGGCCCUGAUGGAGCUACACGUGGAGGCUAGACACUGGGAUGAGGCAUUUGCACUGGUGGAGAAGCAUCCAGAGUUCAGAAAUGAUGUGUACAUUCCAUAUGCACAGUGGCUGGCAGAGAACGAUAGGUUUGAGGAAGCACAGCAAGCAUUCCACAAGGCAGGCAUGCAGGGGGAGGCAGUCAGAGUGUUGGAGCAGCUUACCCACAAUGCUGUGUGUGAGAACAGGUUCAAUGAUGCUGGGUACUACUUCUGGAAGCUGUCAAUGCAGUGUCUGGAUAUAGCUGGGGAAGAGCCAGAAAAGAGAGGGGAAAUGCUUCAGAAAUUUCACGACUUUCAGCGGAAAGCUGACAUGUACUAUGUCUACCAUUCCAUUCAAAGAUACACAGACGAGCCGUUCACGUCUCAUCUCCCUGAAGCUCUGUUCAACAUGUCCCGCUACCUGCUACACUGCAUGAUAGAUGGGAUGCCGCACGGGGUCUCCAAGGUUGCUGCCCUCUAUGCUCUGGCCAAGCAGAGCAAGUCUCUGGGGGCUUUCAAGGUGGCCAGGUAUGCCUUUGAGAAACUACAAGCUCUGAGAAUUCCUAGUCGAUUCCAGGAGUCCAUUGACCUGGGCAGCGUGACAAUCAGAUCGAAACCUUUCCAUGAUGCUGAGGAGCUACUGCCAAUGUGUUACCGUUGCUCUACAACCAACCCUCUGCUCAAUAACCAUGGCAACCACUGUAUAAACUGCAGACAGACUUUUGUACAUUCCUUUGUGUCAUUUGAGGUCCUGCCUCUGGUGGAGUUUAUUCUGGAAGAUGGCAUCACAGACGAGGAAGCUGUCCAGAUGAUUGGCACAGGAGUAUUCAGGAGGAAGAAGAAAGAAGACAGCUGGCAAGAGAGUAGAAUGGGCAGUAUCCUUGGAUUCACAAAGAAAAUAAAAUAUUGCAUGGAAUGAAUGGAAAAUUAUAGAUAAUAUAGCUAUAGAAAUAAAGUAUCUCACAUGUUGAUUUGAUGAAUUCACUUUUCAAAAAAAAAAAAAAUAUCAUAAAAUAACAUAACACUUUCAGGAUAUAAGUUAGGCAAAAGCAUACAAGGGGGAAGAAAUAUUGACAUAGAGUUAUUGUAGUUCUGUAG